AUCUCGAUCCUAUCGAGGAAGAUGACGAUGACUGGUUGAAUGAACCUUCAAAGGAAACCACUUCCCAGGAAAACAGUGCUAGGGCUGCUGUCAAUGAUGGCUCACCAGCCAUGAUGAACACUCCAACCAGACCGGUACUUGGCCCAGUUUCCAGCAACCUGACUUCGACUCAACACAAGCUUCUGUACAUGCAGGAGCCCAGCAUUCACGACGAUGGCAAACCUGGCAUGUUAGCACAAUUGGAGAAACAAGCGCAGGGUUAUAUGGACAAUGUCCUUGAGAACUUUCGCAAGGCAAACGCAUCACUGUUUGCUGAUACUCAAGCUCAGGCUGAGGCGAAGGCUCAGAAGCACCUGACCAAAGCCAUUGCAAACCACAGUGCCGCACUCACGCAGGGUGAAGUCGAGACCAAGUCGGACUCUGGUAUCAUUCCCUUCCCCGAUUUCGUCGACUCCCCAAUUUCUGCAGGAGGGAUGAAACUGUUGGACGAAGACAAGACAAUCCAGCACGGUGAAUUCCUGCCAUCUGCUGGUGAGAAUAGACCAGCUGCCAACCCACCAUCUGCUUCCGAGGCUGUGGUCAAGGGAGAGCUUCGUGAAAACAACCUCCACUUGACGACCACCAUGACCGACAGCGGCAGCGUGCCUUUCGGACAGGCCAAUUCUCCAACUAUUGUUGUCACUGCCAGCACCGAUACGGACAAAAGUAUUGGAUCCGACGGAAGCAAUAAGGGAACGAAUCUUAGUCAGGAGGAGCAAAUCGAAGACAACAGCGAGGAUCAGCAGGAUGAAGAGAGUGACGAGGACCGAGAACAUCGCACUCACUUCAAGAGCUGGGGAGCACCCGGCAUCCGCAACAAGCAGAGUAAGUCUACUCCCUCCAGAGGAAACAGCGUGCUAAUGCUUCCAGAAUCUCGCAUCCGCACCGUCAUUCUUCUCGGCCUUCCCAGCACUGCAGACCUGACCCUCGUUCAUUCUCUUGUUCAUGGCGGUACCAUCGAGGUCAUAAGGUUGACUCCGGCUAGUCCAGAAAGCAGCACGGUCAAUGCGCACGUUACCUUCACCAAUGGCGAUGCCUGCUACCUGGACUGUGGAGCUACACGUGUUCUCAAGGUCACUGGAGCAGACGAUGAUUGGGGAAUCGUGGCGUUGAACAGAUUCGCAGAGGGUAAAAACAAAACUCGUGCCAUCGAAGCCGUAACUGACACCUAUCGCAAUGGAGAACGUAUCAUCCACUUCCGUUUCGCCAAUAUCACUGAUGCUGUGAGAUUCAAGGGCAUCCUCAUCCGAAGCUUCGAAUGGGAGGGCUGUCCCGUUGAGUUUGCGGAGGACCCUUGUUCCAGAGCGACCGGCGUUCAUUAUGACUGAAUGUCACUCCCUCGAUGUCAUUCAUCAGAACGGAAACAGGUGUCAAGAUCCAUGACCGGAAGACGAGAUAAGGGGAGAUGUAUUCAGAGGUGACCCA
This is a messenger RNA of Exophiala viscosa, 1464 nucleotides long. RefSeq lists its product as uncharacterized. The record is from RefSeq and is a predicted model, not a curated record. The coding region runs from base 111 to 1367 and encodes 418 amino acids. NCBI's taxonomy places the organism in Eukaryota, Fungi, Ascomycota, Eurotiomycetes, Chaetothyriales, Herpotrichiellaceae. The transcript has 4 exons.